AUGCCUUCUCAUAGAGAUAGUGAGCGCCGUCCGCAUCAUGACCGGUCGCGCUCUAGAGACAGAAAAGAACGUUCGCCCACCCCAGAAAGUAGCAACGACCUUCUUCAAGGCGUCUCACCCAUAUCAGAGUCGGACUACUUUUUGAAAAACACAGAAUUUAGAAUAUGGCUAAAGGAGGAGAAACACAAGUACUUUGACGAGCUCUCGAGUGAGAAAGCGAGGAGUUACUUCCGAAAGUUUGUAAAGGCAUGGAACAGAGCCAAACUACCGAAGUCCCUAUACUCCGAGGCCGACUCCUAUACAUCAGCAGCAGCAAACCAAACAGCUUACAAAUGGUCCUUCGCAUCCAAGGGCACAAGUGUGGAUGCAGGAGCGUUGAAGGCCGUUCGAGAGGAGGUUGAUUCCGCAACGUACCGGCGUGCUACUAGUUCAUCCAAUACCAAUGGAAGCCGGAGCCGCGUACACGGCCCGACUCUCCCUUCGGCAUCUGAUCGGGUCCUCGCCCAAGAAGCUGCAUCAGAAUAUCAAGCAGCGGAACAUACAAUGAAGCGUAAACGGGAUCGCGCAGAAGCGAAGGAGCGCAUCGAGGACAUGGUGGGGCCGAAAGAGGUCGGUAGGGAGGGUAUGCUGGAGAAGAAGCGCGCCCGGAGAGAGGACGACCGUGCGUUUAGGGAGAAAGGUGACGACGGAUUUGAAGCUGAUGAGUCGACCCUCCUUGGUGGUGGGGAUAGUUUCAGGGACCACAUUGCUCGUCGAGAUGCAGCACGCAAACGCUUCGAGGAGAAGCGUGCUGCAGGGAGAGAAGAUAAAACCGCUGUUGUUCGCGAACGUGCUGCGGCCUUGCGAGAGAAGGACAAGGCUACGAUGGACAUGUUUCAACAGCUGGCAAAGCAGAGAUUUGGUUAA
Molecule: messenger RNA, 906 nt
Organism: Suillus bovinus
Lineage: Eukaryota; Fungi; Basidiomycota; Agaricomycetes; Boletales; Suillaceae
Exons: 6
Coding region: 1-906 (301 amino acids)
Source: RefSeq, a predicted model, not a curated record